Molecule: messenger RNA, 2044 nt
Organism: Drosophila ananassae
Lineage: Eukaryota; Metazoa; Arthropoda; Insecta; Diptera; Drosophilidae
Gene: Trp1
Product: translocation protein SEC62
Exons: 4
Coding region: 156-1424 (422 amino acids)
Biological process (GO): post-translational protein targeting to membrane, translocation
Cellular component (GO): endoplasmic reticulum membrane; endoplasmic reticulum
Source: RefSeq, a predicted model, not a curated record
ACUCGUUUGACCAGAGCCAAGAUUCAAUACUUUCUAGACUCUCGGAGCGAGUGAAACACGUCACAGCUAAGAAAAUCGUUUCUGGCUUGUAGACUGGUUCUGCUAUUUACCAAGUUCGCAGUUAAUUUUUGUAUUUCUUCAAAUAUAUUCGAAAUAUGAGUGAGGAGGAGUACUACGAAGAGGAGGCCGAGGAGCAGGAGAUCUACGACGAUGGCACGGAAUACACUGAACCGGGUGCCCAGAAGGUGGAUAAGCCGUCCAAGGACGAAAAGAACGUGGCCAAGUGGAUGAAGAAGAACGUGAAGACAAAGAAAACCAAAUUCCUCAGUCACAUCGUCGAGUACUUCACUUCCAGCAAGGCCAUCGAUGCCCUGAUCAAGUCGAAGUUCGCCGAGGGCAGCAACCCGCUCUUCACCACCCGGGAACAGGCGGUCGAGUUUCUGGAUGUGAUGCUGGAGCAUAAGUUCUUCCAUCGGGCCAAGAAAGUGCCUGUCACGCUGGAGGAGAUCAGGGGCAGCAAAAAGACCGACAAAGAAAAGGGACAGGACAAGGAAAAAGAAAAGGAGAAGGAAAAACCAAAGGACAAUGACAAGAAGGACACCGAUCCAGAGGGUGAGGCCGGACAAGGCGAUGGUGGGGCUUCUGGAAACGAAAAGGACAAGAAGGAGAAGAAGAAGCGUAAGAUCCGCCUGGAUAUGCACCCCGAGCAGAUAUUCGUGGAUGGAUCGGAGGCGUACGUUUGGAUCUAUGAUCCCAUUCCCCUCCAUUAUUGGAUAUUUGGCUUUAUUGUGCUGUUAGGCGCCGUGGGUAUAUGCCUAUUCCCAUUGUGGCCUCCACUUCUUCGCAAGGGCGUCUACUAUCUGUCGAUCGCGGCUGCCGGCUUCCUAGUUUUCAUCCUAGCCCUCACAGUGGUGCGCCUGAUUGUGUUCACCAUCGUGUGGGCUCUCACAGGCGGCAAGCUGCACUUCUGGAUCUUCCCCAAUCUUACCGAGGAUGUAGGAUUCUUUGCCUCCUUCUGGCCACUUUAUGAGAGCAACUUCAACAGCGACGCAAAUUCCGGCUCCAAAACCGACAAGAAGUCCAAGACUAAGAGCAAGAAAAAAGAAAAGGACAGUGACGCCGAGGAUACGGCCGUAGAUGCGGACGGAGAUGCCGAUGGCGAUGGAGAUGGAGAUGGAGAGGUCUCUACCCUUGAGCCAGAGAAAAUUGAGCUAAUCAAGGAACACGACACCGACAUGGAAAUUCGCAAGCGUCGCAAGGUUGGAGCCGAUGAUUACGAGGACGAGGAUGUGGAAGAGCCUCAGGCGGAGCCUAAGGAUUCCAAAGCUGGAACCCCACGCAACUCGGGAUCUGAUUCGGAGAGCUCUAGUAAAGAUUACGAGAUAAUUAGUUCAAGUGAAGUUCAAAACGUUGCUGGCAACUAGGAUGGAGGCACCACAAUCUAUAUUAUUAUUUAAUGAUCCACAUCUAGCUAAUUGAUAAGACAUAGAACAAGAAUCACACAUCAACUACAUCAGAAGGCACACACAAAGAAUUCCAAUUUAUAGCUAAAAUCUUGUCCCACUGAAUAUCUCGAGUGAGUUCACUUUUGCGGUAGAUCGCGAAUAGUUUAAAAUUCUAUUCAGAUAUCAGUUUGGCGCAUUUUUCUCUUUUUAAUAUCUAUUUUUCGGGAGUAGCAUCAGUGUAUGAAAAAUAUUAUGUUGACCCAGUUAGCGUGUUUGUUUAUUUUUUGUCUAUAGCUGCAGUUGGGUCUUGAGUUGCCGCUUAAGUUAUUAAACUUGUAAACAAAUAACGAAAUACUAUAUUUUACUUCCUAUGUUUGUAAAUGUAUACAGUGAAGCACCGUGGGUGGGUGCAAGGAACGAUUGCAAUUGAUAAUAAUCAUAGAGAGUACGUAGAUGCGAGUGCAUACGUUUUAUGUGCAUAAUUAUUUACUCUAAUGUAAUUAAAGCGAACUAAAACCUUAAUGAAAUUAGUAGUAUAACUUGCAAUUAACUAUUAUGAUACGAUAUAAAUAAAGCUAGGCAAUUUUGAUCUGAUGAGA